Diutina rugosa is the source of this 807-nucleotide messenger RNA. It is a transcript of the gene PUP1, whose product is annotated as proteasome core particle subunit beta 2. NCBI's taxonomy places the organism in Eukaryota, Fungi, Ascomycota, Pichiomycetes, Serinales, Debaryomycetaceae. The record is from RefSeq and is a predicted model, not a curated record. The transcript has a single exon. The coding region runs from base 1 to 807 and encodes 268 amino acids. Gene Ontology annotation, molecular function: threonine-type endopeptidase activity. Gene Ontology annotation, cellular component: proteasome core complex.
AUGGCGGGUUUAAGCUUUGACAACUACCAGCGGAACAGCUACCUUGCCGCCAAUGGGUUUGGCACUCCCAAGGCCACGUCGACCGGUACUACCAUUGUUGGUUGUGUUUUCGAAGGCGGCGUGGUGAUUGCCGCCGAUACGCGUGCCACUUCGGGCGAUAUCGUCGCCGACAAAAACUGUGAAAAAUUGCACCGGUUAGCCCCCAAAAUCUGGUGUGCUGGUGCCGGUACUGCUGCCGAUACCGAGAUGGUGACCCAGCUCAUCGCCCUGAACUUGGAAUUGCACGCGUUGUCGAAUAACCGUGAUCCGCGAGUGAUCACCGCCGUGACGAUGUUGAAGCAGCAUUUGUUCAAAUACCAGGGCCACUUGGGUGCCUACCUCAUUGUUGCUGGUCUGGACCCCACUGGGUGCCAUUUGAUGUCGGUUCAGGCCCAUGGUUCCACCGAUAUCGGUAAGUUCCAGUCUCUUGGGCUGGGGCUGUUAGCGGCGAUGGCGGUGUUGGAAACCCACUACCGUGACGGUAUGACCCGGGACGAGGCGGUGAAGUUGUGUGCUGACGCCAUUGAGGCCGGGAUCUGGAACGAUUUGGGUUCGGGGUCUAAUGUCGAUGUGUGCGUGAUGGAAAAGGGUAAAGAUGCCGAGUUGUACCGCAACUACUUGACCCCCAACAAGCGGGGCGAGAAGGAACGCUCGUACAAGUUUGCCCGGGGCACCACGUUGGUGUUGCUGCAGAAAGUGCGUGAUCUCUGCCAAGUGGAAGAGGAGAUCGUCGAGUUUAAUCGGAUGGACGUCGACGUCGAAGCGUAG